This is a messenger RNA of Bombyx mandarina (wild silkworm), 1140 nucleotides long. RefSeq names its product cerebral opsin. The record is from RefSeq and is a predicted model, not a curated record. Gene Ontology annotation, molecular function: G protein-coupled receptor activity. Gene Ontology annotation, cellular component: membrane. Gene Ontology annotation, biological process: phototransduction; G protein-coupled receptor signaling pathway; visual perception. Lineage: Eukaryota; Metazoa; Arthropoda; Insecta; Lepidoptera; Bombycidae.
AUGUCGAUAUCUAUGGACGCCGGUCCAGGCUUCGCAGCCCUACAGUCAUGGAGUAGCCAAGUGGCAGCAUUUGGAAACUCCAACCAAACCGUGGUGGACAGAGUUUCGCCAGAAAUGUUACAUUUGAUCGACGCUUACUGGUAUCAAUUUCCGCCCAUGAAUCCCUUAUGGCAUGCGCUAUUGGGUUUUACCAUUGGAGUCCUCGGUUUCAUUUCAAUGAUGGGCAACGGUAUGGUCAUUUACAUCUUCAUGACAACAAAGAAUCUGAAAACACCAUCGAACUUACUCGUAGUGAACUUAGCAUUUUCUGAUUUCCUAAUGAUGUGUGCCAUGUCUCCAGCUAUGGUAAUUAAUUGUUACAAUGAAACUUGGGUUUUCGGACCAUUCGCGUGUGAGCUAUACGGUUGCGCUGGAUCGCUAUUUGGGUGUGCUUCAAUUUGGACGAUGACAAUGAUCGCUUUCGACCGCUAUAAUGUUAUUGUGAAGGGAAUUGCGGCAAAACCAAUGACAAACAACGGAGCUCUUCUACGAAUUCUCGGAAUCUGGGCCUUCUCGUUGGCAUGGACAGUGGCACCUUUCUUCGGUUGGAACAGAUACGUACCUGAAGGUAAUAUGACUGCAUGCGGUACUGACUACCUGACCAAAGAUUGGUUUAGCCGAAGCUACAUCGUUGUCUAUUCCGUUUUUGUUUACUUUGCCCCGUUGCUUCUGAUCGUCUACUCUUAUUACUACAUUGCUGUGUCUGCUCACGAAAAAGCAAUGAGGGAACAAGCGAAGAAAAUGAACGUGGCAUCUCUUAGAUCGUCGGAAGCUGCUAACACUAGCACUGAAUGUAAGCUAGCUAAGGUGGCACUUAUGACAAUUUCUCUGUGGUUCAUGGCCUGGACACCUUACUUAGUCAUCAACUACACAGGAAUAUUGGAAAGCGCUCCAAUUAGUCCUUUAGCUACUAUCUGGGGCUCACUCUUUGCCAAAGCUAAUGCUGUAUAUAAUCCGAUUGUAUAUGGUAUCAGCCACCCUAAAUACCAAGCUGCUCUGUACAAAAGAUUCCCAGUGCUUCAAUGCCACUCAACGACUACCGAUGAGGCCAGCUCUGUAGCUUCGGGCACUACUGUCAUGGAAGAGAAACCGACAGCAUAA